AUGGCCAAAAUCCCCUAUUCCCUCCAGACCAACUCACCAACAAUUGCCAUUGGCACUGGUUUGGUCAGCACCACAAGGGUUCUGGCACUCAAGAACUCACGAAUAGUCCUCCCAAUCAACAAGGCCCUUCUGGAUCCAGCCAAGACUAUUUGGCAAACGCCUGGCAUCGGUCAUCUAAAUAAUUCCUCUACAGACGAGUCAGAAAGCUCAGGUGAUGAAGAGAAGCAGGAGGUAACAUCAAAUUUCAAGGAGGAAUCUAAGAUGAUAAGGGACCUCUGUCAAACUACCCAGAAGCCAUCUAAAAAUGAAACUCCAAGUAAAGGGGAAUGUCCUACCUCGACAAGUACAGAAGAAGAAGCUAUUCAGGGCAUGCUUUCUAUGGCAGGAUUGCACUAUACCACAUGUUUACCAGGUCAUAUACAAAGCACAGACUGCACAGAUAAAAGAACCUCUCAUCAGGAACACAGAAGUUACCCCAGAAGUAAGCAUAAGGACAGGCAGCCAUCCCAGAGUCAUAAAACAGAAUGUGGUAAGCACACGAGGGAAGAGGAAAGAAGCAUGGGGACUUCAAUAUGGGCAAGACAGCUAAAUGCAGCUUCCAGGGUUACCCCUCAGGAUACAAGUAAAGCUCAGAAAUAUAUUAAGAAGGAGGGUGCAUCAGAAGCUAGUCAUAAGGUUCAGGAGAAUAGAAAUUUUACACACAGCAAUGGCUUGAGCUUCCAACAUGGCAAGUGCACGCGGGACUCGACCCUGAUCCAAGGGGAGUGUCGGUUGAGUGACGGCAGCCUCAGCCCUGAUAGGCCAUAUGGUGAGACAUCCUUGUCUAUACCCCUUCACCCAACCAAGAGGCCGGCGUCAAAUCCACCCCCUAUCAGCAACCAGGCCACAAAAGGCAAGCGUCCAAAGAAAGGAAUGGCAACUGCCAAACAGCGCCUUGGGAAGAUCCUUAAGCUGAACCGAAAUGGCCAUGCACGCUUCUUUGUUUGAUGUAGCUGCUACUACUGCUGCUGCUGCUGUCUUUCCUUCACAGCCAGUAUUGAGGGCAGCAGAGCCUGGAGCUUCUGCUGUUCCUCUGCCCGAAGCAGACUUGCAUGUACCAUGUAGAACACUGCCUAAUGAACAAAAAAACCAAUGCUGCAUUUUCACUGUGCCACACCCGCUCAGCAAUAACCAUUUGGGAAUGGGGAAAUCUUCAGAGAGACAAUGGACUGGGAAACAGUCUCUCAUCAGGGCUUGAAUAUCACUUUGUUGCUGGUAGUGUCUGAGCUAAUUCAUGAGGGGGAGAUGAUAAAGGUGGUUAUCCAUAAUUUAUUUCUGACAGAUUUUUACAACUUUUAAAUUCAUUUUUAACUAUUUAUUUGGAAGACUUUUUUGUGGGGGUUAUUAAUUUAGAUUUAAGAAUGUGAAGGUUUUUAAUUGUUCUUGAUAAUGUAUGUUUGGUGCAGUGGAGAGCCACAUUAAUGGUGAUUAGUCUGGACUCCUAAAUUUGAUAUUCAGGUUAUAGUCUUAAACAGGGAUGUGAUGCAUUAUUAAUUAUUUUUAAAUUAAGUCAUAUGAAAUCAUAUUUUAUAUUUUUUCUGCUCUUUAUAAGCUAUUGGUUGGGCUUUUGUUGCCCUGUAAGGUGCAUGCGCUCUGCCAAUUUAGUUCCCUUAGCCUCUCCCCAUUCUGUACACAUUGCUGACUCACCAAAGUGGAAAAGCAAAGACUCUUCUGUCUACAAGGAGAGCAUGAUUAUUCAAGUUCAGUAGCUAACGUCUUAAAAAGCACCCCUCCCUCAAAUUGGGGUUUAUGCUCUUCCUUCUGACAUGGUUGGUGUUCGGUCCAGGCCAUGUGAUUUUUCUCUCUUAAGGAAAAAAUAAAAUUGCUUUGAGAAGUUUUGUUAUAUACAACUUAGUUUAAAUGUUAGUACAGAGGAGAGCAACUUUUAUAUUUUCCUGGGGGAUGGGAGAGAGUGCAAUAUAAUGGGUUAAGUUUCAUAUUUCAGAAUAAUUGUGUUGGUUGAAGAAAAAAUUCUUAAAAUAUAAAUUGCAGAAUUAAGAUUUGGCAGAUGACUUCCUGUGGUGGGUGGAGGGAGCACUAAAACCAGUGAUAAUCAUUAGUGUACUUCAAAAAUGUAUUUUACUGAGGAACUAAGGAGGCAGCUGAACAUGUGCUGCUUGCAAGGCUGCACAUGAGCCACUUUCAGUCUUAACAGGUGCAUAUGUAAGUGUUGAGUUUAGUAGCUAGCUGAUCUCAGAAUGAUCAUUUGUGCCAUGCUUUACAUAGAGCUGAUAGUAAAUGCCAAUUCUGAAUUACCUGUAAAUAAUGUUGAUUUUAAAUUUGUAUUUUUCUGUAAUAUAAAAUUAAAUAUUUAACUUUUCAGGGUGGGCGGAGAGGGGAACAACUUUACUUGAUUCUGUAAAAAGGGCAUUUUGCAGGGUCCAGCCAAAAGUAAAACAUUGAUGUGCUGGGGAUACCAUCCUGUAUAGUGAGAGUGAAAAGGCUUGGCUUAGCUAUCCAAUUUAUUGUUUUGUCUUAACUUCACUCAGUUUGCCUGUCCUCCAUAUUCUGUCCUGGAUAGCUUCUUCCUGCUGUGCUUAAAAACAAAUUCAACUGUACCUUCCUGAUUUACAUGUAGCUAUAUCCGUGUAUACAGUUAGAUUAAAGAUCAGAACUAGCUAGGUGAGGGCCAUCCCAUUUCUGGAUGAGGAAAAAAUCAAAAUAUAACAUGGGUAUGCAUUGGGCAAAUAGCAUUCAUGAUUUUUCUUUUUCCAGAACUUGCAAAUUGUUUUUCUCUUCGUCCCUGCCCAGCUUUUGAUUUGAAAGUAGUGUAGACAUCAGAGUUAAUUGAUUUUGCUAACCCAUAGCCAAAAACAUGUUGGAUGACAGGGAGCAGUUACUCUACAGGUUUCAAAAGUGACCAGAAAUAAUAAUGUUCUCAGGCAAGAAAUUUUCCAGUCAGUAAUGAUGAGAGGAAAAAAUACUUUCAACAUUCAGUAUGAAAUUUUAAUUCUAUCUUCUGAUAUAUUCUCAUGGAAAUAUUUGAUAAAUAUGUAGCAUGUUAUCAAUACUGGUUUAAAUUUAUAAGAAAAAAGCUCACCUCUGAUCUGUUUGUGUCUGCUCAAGGGAAACCAGGUCAUACCUGCCAGGCUUUGAGUAACUGGGUCAGUUCUGGCAAACCAAACCGAACUGCUUUUCUCUUACUGGCUAUCUUUUUUUUUAAAUAUUAAUUAAGACAACAGAAGUAUUUCACAAGGGACAUCAAGCAGAAUUGGAGGGGAGUAAAGACUGUUUUUUUAAUGUAGAUUCUGAGAACACUACUCACUGAAACAGAAAUAUGUCAUAAUGGAAUCUGGAAUUAAGGAGGUUUGGAAUAUGGAACAUACACAAUGCUGCUUUCCCUGUGACUUGUCUGCAGCAGGUCUCUCUUCUAAGCCUCCUCAUUAGCAAAGUAUAUAGCUAUCAUCUUACUAGUAGAAAAAGUACUUGGCUGGACCCAUAUAUGUUUAAUGGUUAUUUCUAGUUUUCUUUCUUUUUCCCUUCUCUCCCACUUUUUCAAGGUGGCUCUCCAUUGUAGUGAGUGUACUAAUGUCUCUUCAUAGGCUGUCAACAGGCAGAGGUUCAUUUCCAUUUUCUCCUGAUUUCCAUGCUUCCAGCAGAAGUCUUUAAGAGACUAAAACUUGAUUUGGGGUGAGAGGGAACCUCAGUCAAUCAGUUUAAAAGAAAUUGUCUUGAUAAUUGAUAACAAAUGAGUCUCCUUUUGGUAGCUUGAUGAAGAGGAUGUGCUGAUCUCACUUGUUCAUGUAUUUGUAUGUUGGGAUGUUAUUAUAUUCUUGGAAGAAAACACUGUUGCACCAAGCUUUUUGUAGAUGGACUGAUCCUGGUGCUAUAGAGGUGGAGAGAAAACCUGUCUUUUCUCACAUUUCACUUUUUGGGGGGAGGGGGUAGAUGGAUAGGAGCACUGCUAUGGGGCUGCCGAGGGACUGAGCCCUCCUAUGGGAACUCAUUUUCAAGGAGGAUAUUUAAAGGGGGGGAAAAAGACAUGAAGAAUAUGGACUUUAAGAUAAAAUUACUGUACUUAUUUUUUAAACUUUCUGUUGCUAGAAGGAAAAAUUAUAUGAAAUGAAACACUUGGGGGUUGCUCUUCUCCAGGUACUCAAGUUCUUAUAAUUUUUAAAAAGAAAAAUGUGAAAAUGGAAAGACCACCUAGAAAUUAUAUCAAGGACUCUUCCAGCAACUUUCCCCUUUCUUCCUGUACUAUACUUGCUAAUAAAGCCUGGCUACAAAGUAGCCCUUAAUGACCUCUGAGGUAGAUUACCUAUGCAACCUAUAAUAUUCUUCAAGAAUUAUUUCAUGUAGAAAUCAUUUCAAAAGGGUUUGAUGUUAAGAAUGAACAAUUAUUACUUUCUGGCCACAUUUUAAGCUGAAGUACCUGUAUUAAUUUUAAUAGAGAGAAGAGAGCACAGUGUCAUGGCCAUCCUUUAAAAAGCUUCAGCUUUCCCAAGCUGUGUUCUAUGGCACAGGCUGCUUUCAUUCACCAGGGCAUGAAGUCCUACAUUUUGAAACCUUUGCAGGAGUUUAACCCAGGGCUGAGUUAUUAUCUGACUGACCCUUGGUUGGUAAUUGUAGGGACUGAGCAAGGCUGAGGCUAGAACCAAACCAUAGCUAGUGACCCCCUCUAGCCUCCAUGCCACCAAAAAUCUUAGUGUCUUUUUAAAGCUCUUUUAUAUAAUACUUCCAGACCAUUAAAGGCUGUCCAUGGCCCUGGGACUAAGCAAACCUAGAGCCGCUUUAUUUUGCAGAAGAAAUAGAAAUGAAACCAAGGCCUUACUGUUUGUGGUUAAACUGGAUUAAAAAGCUGCAACAUCCAUUUUUCAAAACAAAACAAAACAAAAAAACACCACAAAACCAUUUCUGGUUGCAAAACAAAUGGUGAAUCAUGCAGGGGGUGGGAAAUAUGAAUAGCACUGAUUAGGAAAUGCAUGUGCUUCUUCAUAAGCUGCAUUUCCUUUUGGAAAAGGACUUUUUUCUACUUUUAAUAAAAAAAUUAAGCCAUAACAGUUUCAUUCUGUGGGACGGGAGUGAAAGGGAUCACUUUAAGAGAUUAUAUUAAUAUGAAUUAUCACUUCUGCUGGGAUAUGUCUAAUUUUGUCAGUGCUUUGGCAGUUAUUUCUUUUUUUAAAAUCCAUGAAAUUUGAAAAAGGGGAUAGUUCUUGGCUAUAUUUACUAGUUUUGUAGUAAGGUUUUGCUGGCCCAUUUCUUUCCCUCUCCCUUUUCUACUCUGUCUAAUUUCUAUCCUUUUUUGUAACAUCUGUGGAAAAUAUUGGCUUGUCUGCCUGAAUAGGGGUCUCCGUGUGCAUGCGUUGGGUGUGUGUGUGUGUGUGUGUGGGUGUGUCUUUUUACAGAAACGCACUACAGUGUUGAGUAUUUGGCUGGGAAAGGGGAUGCUGCAGCUUUAAGAGCAUUUUUUCAAUUCAUAACAGUAUUUCCCAUCCUCUUUUGCCUGCAGGCAGGGAAAAUGUAUGUACAGUAUUUAUUUUCGUUUCAAUUUUACUUUAAAUUUGUAAGUUUCUAUAAGUAGCUCACAUUGGUUAUUCUAGGGGAGGACAAGUGGCUUGUUUAAAUUUGUAUUUGAUAUUCAUAGUUUCCAGUUUCUGUACUUUAAAAUAUUGAAAUUAAAAAGUUGUACUUAUGUUUUGAUUU
Molecule: messenger RNA, 5682 nt
Organism: Chrysemys picta bellii (western painted turtle)
Lineage: Eukaryota; Metazoa; Chordata; Testudines; Emydidae
Source: RefSeq, a predicted model, not a curated record